AAAUGAUUUCAGAACGACGUUGUUACUACAGAGGUGUACUUGUAUAAAGCUGCUUUCGAAAAAUAGAAAAAUUUUUUGUCAAGAUGAUGUUUUAAUCUUCCCAUAAAUAACGUUUGCCAUUAUUGUUUUAUCAGUAAAUUACCUUUUAAAGUUGUGGAAUGUUUUGAUAUGCAAUAUCGUACAGCUGACCUUAAAAGUAAGGAAACGGAGAUAACAACUGAUUACCCUGUAUUGAAAUCGUUUCUUGCUGGUUCUUUUUCUGGUACUUUUUCUACUGUUUUGUUUCAACCACUUGAUUUACUUAAGACAAGACUUCAAAACAGGGCAAACAGUCAUUGUGGACAACAAAAAUGCGGUAUGAUAUCGACCACAAUUUCCAUCGUACAAAAAGAAAAUAUUUUUGCACUAUGGAGGGGCAUCACGCCUUCAAUGACCAGAGUGAUUCCAGGAGUUGGUUUAUAUUUUUCAACUCUUCACUGGUUAAGGAGUGCAUUAGACAUUGACAGCCCAAUUCCUCCCAUCCAAGCUAUUGCUCUUGGUGUAACUGCAAGAACGAUUUCUGGAGCUGUGUUAAUCCCAAUAACAGUUGUAAAAACAAGAUAUGAGAGUGGAAUGUACAAAUAUAAUAGCAUAGGAGAAGCUCUUAAAUUAAUAUAUAAACAUGAAGGUUUCAGAGGACUUUCAAGUGGCCUUGUUCCAACAAUUUUACGCGAUGCGCCAUACAGCGGACUUUAUUUAAUGUUUUAUACCCAACUAAGGGAGUUCACUUCGAGUAAAUUUUCCCGCAUCAGUGACUUUCCAACUACUCACUUCAGUUGCGGCGUCAUAGCCGGGAUCCUCGCAUCUGUGGUUACACAUCCGGCAGACGUUGUGAAAACAAAAAUGCAACUCUAUCCACAUGAAUUCAAAACGUUGAGACAAUCAUUCGUUUUUAUUUAUUAUAAAUACGGUGUCUUAGGAUACUUCAAGGGAAUAGUACCUCGCAUGCUCAGGAGAACAUUAGUUACAGCUAUGGCUUGGACGGUUUAUGAACAAAUAACGAGAGCAGCUGGACUCUGAUUUGGUACUUCAUGUUAGGAUCUCUUUGGUAUGGUGCGUUUCUCUUAACUGUACUAUAAGGAGUUGAUCUUAUCAUGCGUGAAAAAAUGUUACUAUGAGCUCAGUAUUAGGAAUGGCUGGAUUAUUAUUAUUA
Molecule: messenger RNA, 1192 nt
Organism: Copidosoma floridanum
Lineage: Eukaryota; Metazoa; Arthropoda; Insecta; Hymenoptera; Encyrtidae
Product: mitochondrial glycine transporter
Biological process (GO): glycine import into mitochondrion
Cellular component (GO): mitochondrion; mitochondrial inner membrane
Molecular function (GO): glycine transmembrane transporter activity
Source: RefSeq, a predicted model, not a curated record